ACACACUGUCAUAGUCUGGUGUCUCUAGAAGUGCCCACUCUUUUCUAACAUUCUUUCUCCUCCUUCCUCGUGAAUUCUCUAUCUUUUCUUCUUUAGCAGUUUUGAUCUGAGAGAAAAACCCACUUCUUCUUCUCCUCUUCCCUUCUUCUUUAUCAGAAAGAAAACCACUCCUUGGUCUUGAUUCUUCUACUUGUGUUAUUUGAUCUGAGAAAGCCAUUUCUCUCUUCUUACUCUUCUCUUUCUGUAGUUUUGAUCCUGCCAAUGCUCGUUUGUGAUUCCGCUUUACUCUGCAGUUCUGGUGUGAUAUAACCCAGCUGUCCUUCUUCCUCCAUUACUUGUGGAAUUGUAUUCUGAGAAAAACCCACUUCUUACUAUUCUUCCUCUCUUUCCAUUACGUGUGUAAUUCUAUUCUGGAAGACACCCACUUCCUCUUUUCCUUCUUCUUCUUCCAUUACAAUUGCAAUUUUCAUAAAAACCCAAUUCUUCUUCUUCUUCAUCCUAGUUGAAAACCAGUUCUUCUUUUCGGAUUUUGAUUAGAACAUAAGCCCUUCCGUAACCUCAAUCUCAAACAAACCUGUUUCAUUUUUCUCCAACUUCAAUUGCAAUCAAACCCAUUUGUUUCUUCCUCUUAACCAAAUUUCAAUUUUAAAGAAAACCCACCUCUCCGUCUCUCUAAAUUUUGAUCCAAAACACGACAAUACAUAUUAUCAAAAGAGCAAAAAAACCGUCAAUGGACAUUCAUCAUCAGCACCAACAACAAAACCAGGUGACCAAACCCCAGCCGUUGGAUCAACCCCACGAACACCUCCGAUGCCCUCGAUGCGACUCCACGAACACCAAGUUCUGCUACUAUAACAACUACAACCUCUCUCAACCUCGCCAUUUCUGCAAAAAUUGCAGGCGUUAUUGGACCAAAGGAGGAGCUCUUCGUAACAUCCCAAUAGGAGGGGCAACUCGAAAAACCACAAAACGUUCUUCUUCUAAGCCAAAACCACCAUCCAAAUCCGUUAUUUUACCAGAAAUGACGCCCUCUAUGCCUGAAAUAUCGGCCACCACAGCGGCUGAUAUGUUUGAAACUUCGGGCGAAAUAACGGGGACGUUCAGUUCUUUGUUGGCUGCUAACGGUGGUUUUGGGGGCCUUGGAGAGCCUUGGUGGAAUGGCGGUUUUCAGAGGGUGGGUGGUUUUGAGGAAGGCGGUCUCAUGCAAGGUAGUUUUGUGAGAGGCGGUAUUGGGUCAUUGCAGGAGUGGUUGGGUGGUGGAAUUUGUGAGCCGUGGAUGGUGGAGACUGAAGGGUUGGAUGCCAACUGUUGGUCUGCUGGUUCAGGUCUACAGUGAAUUACUUUUGUGACAUUUUUCUUUUUUGGAAUUUGUGAAGGAAACCCAUACCUUUCUCUGUUUUUUUUUUGGGUUUUUUGGGGGUUAAAAUUUGAUUGAUGAAAGGGAGGGAUAGGAUACUCUUUUGGUCUUUAUUUGGGUUUUUGGUGUUUUUUAAAUUUUAAUUUUGGAAAUGAUGAGAGAAGAGUGUAUGUACAAGGUGGGUUUUUGGGGUUAUGGACUUAGGAUUGUGGCCGUAUCUCUUCACUUGUUAAUUUAUUAUAUUUUGUGGCUGAGUGAAAAAUAUUAUAAAUUUACAUAUGAGGUGAUGAUGUAUUGUGAUCAUGUUGUGUAAU
This is a messenger RNA of Amborella trichopoda, 1671 nucleotides long. The record is from RefSeq and is a predicted model, not a curated record. NCBI's taxonomy places the organism in Eukaryota, Viridiplantae, Streptophyta, Magnoliopsida, Amborellales, Amborellaceae.